GGAUUGUAGCCUACUUAAAUAUCGUUGGCGAUCCCCAGUAAGAGGAGAACUUGGGACGCGGGAAGUACAGGCGUCCACCGAUUCAAAGCCGAUUUCCAUGUAAUAGUGCUCUGCAAGAGGAUCCGUAUAACCAAUAUAACCUUCUUUCACUCCCUUCAUACGUUUCAUACGAAGGUUUUUUUAACAGUUCUCCGGCUCGCCUCCGAAGCCUUAUUCACGUAAUUACGGAACUUUUGUUUCCCCAACCCGAUUAUACCGCACAACAAGGAAGUUGAAACAUAUUUGACAGUUCCACGUUUGACAGCUUAGUCUUGUUAUCACGUUGAAUACACAUAUGUACACACAGCUAUUUGAUAGCUUGGAGCUUUUAGUUGUUAAAUAUUGAUGAUAAUGCGCGGCUAACUGAUACUCCGAUAAAUCAAGAUUCUGAGUAGAUAAUAAAGUAGAAACCGACUAAAGCGAGAUACUCAACGCUGGGUAGUGUUCCUGAGAUUCAUUCUUACCCAUCGACGAAGACUUCUUGGUUUCGGAAGGCUUAUAACACACCGUAACAAAUGUCGAAGAACAAAUUGAACCUGACUCUACCUCCAGGUUCUAUAGAACCUGUGGCAGCAGUCUCACCUUCGCCACCAGUUCCGCCAUUGCCUGUUUACACAGAACCUGCAGUACCAAUUCCGGAUGGUGUAAUGGGAAAAAUGAGCAUCGAUGCCCUUCAAGAGCGAUUAGAAGAACUAGAAAUGGAUGAGGAACAACGCAAAAGAUUGGAAAGUUUUCUUGGCCAGAAAGAAAAAGUUGGUGAAUUAUGUGAUGAGGAUUUUGAAAAAUUAGGAGAGCUGGGUGCGGGAAAUGGUGGCGUUGUUAUGAAAGUCAGACACAAAAAGUACGGCCUCAUCAUGGCUAGAAAGCUAAUCCACCUUGAGGUAAAACCGGCCAUCAAAAAACAAAUAAUAAGGGAACUCAAAGUUCUCCACGAGUGUAAUUUCGCACACAUUGUAGGCUUCUACGGAGCAUUUUACAGCGAUGGUGAAAUCAGCAUAUGUAUGGAAUACAUGGACGGCGGAUCGCUGGAUCUUAUUUUAAAAAAAGCUGGCAGAAUACCUGAAUCGAUAUUGGGAACCAUCACAGCUGCGGUUCUCAAAGGAUUGAGCUACUUGAGAGACAAACAUGCUAUUAUGCAUCGUGAUGUAAAACCGAGCAACAUUUUAGUCAACAGUGCUGGAGAAAUAAAAAUUUGUGAUUUCGGUGUUUCCGGUCAGCUCAUUGACUCAAUGGCUAAUUCCUUUGUCGGCACCAGAAGUUACAUGUCUCCAGAAAGACUUCAGGGUACACACUAUUCGGUCCAAAGUGACAUAUGGUCUCUCGGCUUGUCAUUAGUUGAAAUGGCGAUUGGAAUGUAUCCAAUUCCCUCUCCAGAUGCAAGAACUUUAGCUUCAAUAUUUGGCCCUCAACAAAAUCAAUCACCUGCCGAAAAUGCCCCUGCUAAUAACGUGUCCACUCCAACAUCACAGUCGCCUGCUCAUAAUGCUAGUAGUCCGAGACCAAUGGCGAUUUUUGAGUUACUGGACUAUAUUGUGAAUGAACCACCUCCAAAGCUUCCACCCGGUAUUUUCAGCAACUCAUUUACGGAUUUCGUUGACCGUUGUUUGAAAAAAAAUCCCGCUGAAAGGGCGGAUUUGAAAACGUUAAUGAACCACGAAUGGAUAAGAAAAGCAGAAUCAGAAAAUGUGGAUAUCGCAGGAUGGGUAUGUCGCACUAUGGAUCUUCAACCAACCACUCCAACGCGCCUAGCGAACGUACAGUCCUGAAUAAAUGUCACUCUUACAUACUUGACCACAUACAUUCGUGUUCAGUACUCUUAAGUAGUUCUGAGUUUCUUUCAUUUUAAUCAAUUAUAAGCAGUGGCAUUUUCUCAUUUGACGUUUCUCUGUAUAUGCUCAUCCCCACAUAAACAAUUUUGAGAAUAGACAGUAACGUAUGGACAUUAGCCACUCACUCAAACUAGGUAUCUAAUUUAAUUGUCUUCAUUUUCACAUGCUAA
Molecule: messenger RNA, 2038 nt
Organism: Diprion similis
Lineage: Eukaryota; Metazoa; Arthropoda; Insecta; Hymenoptera; Diprionidae
Gene: Dsor1
Product: dual specificity mitogen-activated protein kinase kinase dSOR1
Exons: 8
Coding region: 555-1805 (416 amino acids)
Biological process (GO): protein phosphorylation
Molecular function (GO): ATP binding; protein kinase activity
Source: RefSeq, a predicted model, not a curated record